This is a messenger RNA of Anguilla rostrata (American eel), 2047 nucleotides long. RefSeq names its product protein prenyltransferase alpha subunit repeat containing 1 (gene ptar1). Lineage: Eukaryota; Metazoa; Chordata; Actinopteri; Anguilliformes; Anguillidae. The transcript has 7 exons. The record is from RefSeq and is a predicted model, not a curated record. The coding region runs from base 65 to 1348 and encodes 427 amino acids. Gene Ontology annotation, cellular component: cytoplasm. Gene Ontology annotation, biological process: protein prenylation. Gene Ontology annotation, molecular function: protein prenyltransferase activity.
GUUCCUCGACAUUACCCGGAUGCAGAUGUGAUGCACCGUUGUCACGUCAUUGGCGCUCUGAAAAAUGGCAGAAUCGGAGGAGGAGGUGGACGUCUUGGUUCAGAGAGUUGUGAAAGACAUCAACAACGCGUUCAAGAAAAACCCCAACAUUGACGAGAUCGGGCUGAUCCCCUGCCCGGAGGCCCGGUACAACCGCAGCCCCAUCGUCCUGGUGGAGAACAGCCUCGGGGUGGAGAGCUGGUGCGUGAAGUUCCUGCUGCCCUACGUCCACAACAAGCUUCUGCUCUACCGCCAGCGCAAGCAGUGGCUGGACAGGGAGGCUCUGGUGGAUAUCACCUGCACUCUGCUCCUCUUGAACCCGGACUUCACCACCGCUUGGAACGUCAGGAAAGAGCUGGUCCAAUGCGGAGUGCUGAACCCAGAGAGGGAUUUGUAUUUGGGAAAGCUUGCCCUCACCAAGUUUCCCAAAAGCCCGGAGACGUGGAUCCACAGGUGUGUCUCUGUGUGUGCGUGUGCGUAUCUGGGCGAGGCCGCUGGCCGUUACCCCAGCAACUACAACGCCUGGUCCCACCGCAUAUGGGUCCUGCAGAACAUGGCCCAGGGCAACCUGAAGGUGCUGCAUGACGAGCUCUCCUCCAUGAAGCUCUGGGUGUCCAUGCACGUGUCGGACCACAGCGGCUUCCACUACCGCCAGUUCCUGCUCAAGGCCCUGGUGGGGGAGCUGAGCCAGGCGGCGGACUGGGCGUCGCCCCGCCCCUCCGCCGACCCGCGCCGCGCCCACCAGCCCAACGGCGAGGUCGCCGCGCCCAACGGCAACGGGACCGGCAACGGGACCGCCGCCGAGGACCGGCAGAGGGCCGACGUGCAGAAGCUGUUCGAGGAGGAGAUCGAGCUCUGCACCGACCUGAUAGAGUCGUACCCGGGACACGAGACGCUGUGGUGUCACCGACGACACGUCUUCUUCCUCUGGCACCACUGGCGGUCGGAGCUUUCCCAAACCGGCGGUUGCCGCGGCGACGAGUCUCCCGGCCGUUCCCCCCUCCGCCCUGCGGGGGCGGGGUCAGGAGCCGGGGAGGGCGGGGCCAAGAGCGCCCAGGCGAUGGACGUGGACGGGCCGUCGUCGGGGGGCGGGGCUGGGGCCGGGGUCGGGGGCGUGGGCGGGGCCGGGGCCGGGGGCUACACACAGGACAGCAAGCGGCUGAAGAGGGGCCCCCUCCAGCCCGGCCCCCCGGCCCUGCACUCCGAGUACAGCUUUGUCGCCAAAACCCUGAGCGGCUGCCGCUCCCCCGAGCAGAGCCGCUUCGCCACCGCCUACAGGAAGUGGCUGGACUCCGUGAUAGGUCAGUAACGCAACAAACGCUCCACCCCCCCCCCCAUCCAGCUUCUCCACACAGGAAGCAGGAAACAGGAAGUGACUGGACUCUUACCCCUGGUAGGUCAGUGACGAGCGGCGUUUUUUCCCGCCUGCAAAGUGAGCAGCUGGAUCCCUGAUAGGUCAGGUCCUUAUUGCCCCCCCACCCUUCCACCCCCCAACCCUACAGCCAGACUCUGUGAUUGGCCAGGUCCGUAAUGCUCCUGUCCCACCCCUCCAUUGUCAUUGGCCAGCGAUGGUCUGCCGGGGCCAAAUUCCCCUCCGCGAUGGAACAUCCCUUCCCCUCUCCUCUCGAGAAAGGCAGUUGGCCUUUUUACAAGGUACUUCAAUACCUCAGGUUUUUCUCUCUCUCUCUCUCUCUCUCGCUGUCUGUGAAGAGCAGUUUUACCCGCUUUCUCUCCGCCUAUUUUCAGUCUGUUCUUCAGUAUGCUUUUAAAUCUUUCGCUGUUCGUUUUGGGGGUUUUUUUUCCCCCCUUUUCCUCCUUUUGAAGUCUUCCAUAAAACGCAGCCGCUGCGUGAUAGAUGAACGGCGCUAACGCUAACUGGGCUGCGGGCCCCCUCGAGUGUUAACCAAUCAGCUUCGGGCAUCGUCCGAAAAGCCUUUCUGAAAAGGUGUCCUGCUUAACUCUAGAGUCUGUAGCUCUGUGUUCAUGUAAAUAAAUGUAUGUCUACAUG